Messenger RNA from Apodemus sylvaticus (European woodmouse), 1997 nucleotides. RefSeq names its product beta-1,4-galactosyltransferase 3 (gene B4galt3). The record is from RefSeq and is a predicted model, not a curated record. Bases 318 to 1505 code for a protein of 395 amino acids. Gene Ontology annotation, molecular function: glycosyltransferase activity. The transcript has 8 exons. Gene Ontology annotation, biological process: galactosylceramide biosynthetic process; carbohydrate metabolic process. Lineage: Eukaryota; Metazoa; Chordata; Mammalia; Rodentia; Muridae.
CGCCCCGUGACGUCAGGCCCCGCCCCGGCGCCCGCUUCCAAGAUGGCGGCAGCGAUACCUGCCCGGUUGUCCGGGUGGCGGUGACGACGGGGAACAGACCAGGUGACUGGUUAUCCUUGAUCAUUUCUGGUUUCUGCUGGUUCCAGAUUGGCUAUUGGAAUGCUUUUUUUUUUUUUUUCUGUCCUCUGUGACCGUCCCAAUUUGAGAUAAUGCCUCAUAUCUCUGCUCCCCGGGGACCUCCUGAAGCCCCUAUGAUCCGGAAAAAGACAGCUUGAACACAGAAAUCCUUUCACUCCUCACCUAGCCCUCACUCCAGGAUGUUGCGGAGGCUCCUGGAGAGGCCCUGCACGUUGGCCCUGCUUGUGGGCUCCCAGCUGGCAGUUAUGAUGUAUCUGUCACUAGGAGGCUUCCGAAGUCUUAGCGCCCUAUUUGGUCGAGAUCCGGGCCCAACGUUUGACUAUUCCCAUCCCCAUGACGUCUAUAGUAACCUCAGUCACCUGCCUGAGGCCCCUGCAGCUGCAGGAGCUCCUCCAGCUCAAGCCCUGCCCUACUGCCCAGAAAGAUCACCUUUCUUAGUGGGUCCUGUGUCAGUAUCCUUUAGCCCAGUGCCGUCACUAGCGGAGAUUGUGGAGCGGAAUCCCCGGGUGGAAUCAGGGGGCCGGUACCGCCCUGCAGGGUGUGAACCCCGCUCCCGAACAGCCAUAAUUGUGCCCCAUCGCGCCCGGGAGCACCACCUUCGCCUGCUGCUCUAUCACCUGCACCCUUUCCUGCAGCGCCAACAGCUCGCAUACGGCAUCUAUGUCAUCCACCAGGCUGGAAAUGGAACGUUUAACCGGGCAAAGCUGCUGAACGUCGGGGUGCGGGAAGCCCUUCGUGACGAGGAAUGGGACUGCUUGUUCUUACACGAUGUGGAUCUCCUUCCGGAGAAUGACCAUAACCUGUAUGUGUGCGACCCCCGGGGACCCCGCCAUGUUGCCGUUGCCAUGAACAAGUUUGGAUACAGCCUCCCGUACCCCCAGUACUUUGGUGGAGUUUCGGCGCUCACUCCUGACCAGUACCUGAAGAUGAACGGCUUCCCCAACGAAUACUGGGGCUGGGGUGGCGAGGAUGACGACAUUGCUACCAGGGUCCGCCUGGCUGGGAUGAAGAUCUCUCGACCGCCUACCUCUGUGGGACACUAUAAGAUGGUGAGGCACAGGGGGGACAAAGGAAACGAGGAAAAUCCCCACAGAUUUGACCUCCUGGUCCGUACCCAGAAUUCUUGGACACAAGAUGGAAUGAACUCACUAACAUACCGAUUGCUGGCAAGAGAGCUGGGUCCUCUUUACACCAACAUCACUGCAGACAUUGGGACUGACCCUCGGGGUCCCCGGUCUCCCUCUGGUCCCCGGUACCCACCAGGUUCCUCUCAGGCCUUCCGUCAAGAGAUGCUGCAACGCCGGCCCCCGGCUAGGCCUGGCCCUCUGCCUACUGCCAACCACACAGCCCCCCGGGGUUCACGCUGACUCUUUGCCCAUUUUAAUCAUGAAACUGAACCUGAGGGGCUGCGUUCCUCACACCCUCUGCCCCUCACUGCUCUCAGAGGGAUGUGAGGGAUUUAACUCCAGGGCUGUGCUAGGGGGCAGGGACCUCUCCUCACUGCUAGAUUGGAGCUGGGCUCCUCUAGACCCGGAGGUUCCUCUUUCUAGGGGCCACCUGUCAGGGCUCAUGACUGUGAAUCUUUGAUGUCAUUCUCUGCCCCUGGGGUGGGAGCAGGGCUGGACCCAAAGUCCCUUCCUCGUCCAUGGGCGUUACUCUUUUCCAAGAGUGGCCUGGCUUCUCCUGGGACCUCUGUGAAUAUUUAUUCUAUUUAUGGUUCCUAAGAAGCUGUCUGGUGGGAGAAACCCCUAGCUGGGCAUUUCCUGCGAGUGCUGGAAUGGUCCCCUCGGGUCUGGAAUGGCCAGGGGGAGGCAGGGGCUGGGAUUUUGAUAUCUUUUCUAAUAAAGGAUUUUGUCUCA